Messenger RNA from Aplysia californica (California sea hare), 3923 nucleotides. Its product is annotated as cleavage stimulation factor subunit 3. Gene Ontology annotation, cellular component: nucleus. NCBI's taxonomy places the organism in Eukaryota, Metazoa, Mollusca, Gastropoda, Aplysiida, Aplysiidae. Bases 718 to 2937 code for a protein of 739 amino acids. The record is from RefSeq and is a predicted model, not a curated record. Gene Ontology annotation, molecular function: protein binding; mRNA binding. The transcript is spliced from 21 exons. Gene Ontology annotation, biological process: mRNA 3'-end processing.
AGGCGAUCCUAAAAUACGGGUCCGAUUACGGCGUGUUGUGGUUCUUUCUAAUUUCAUUCUAAAUUUCUAACUGGAUUGUUGUGGCUUGGGUAGCAAAAUAAGUGCAAACAACAACAAUCGAAAUGGAAUAGCUUCAAGACCAGGUUUGAGGCUUGGUCUGCACGGUACUAGAUUCUAGAUCUAGAUCUAGAUCUACUCGUUUUGAAGCUAAAUGCAAUGCUUUUCUCUUUAAAAAAAACAGUACUGGAUUCUAUGAAAGAGAAAUUCUAGAUUAUAGAUCUAUGAUUUGAUUGAUCGGCAUUGUUUGUCAUUGUUGUGUCUGUGACUGAGUGUGAUACUUGGCCGGCGAGGAAUUUCUCUCUUCAGGCUAAUUUGUGACACCGACACUGUCUAAUCUGAACUGACAGGGUUGAGACGUUGACAAUCGAAGUGCUCAACAAAGUUUUAACUGUGAAUCAACGGCAAGUUGCUGCAAUUUUAGCAGGUUUUGACUGUGCUUGACUUUGAAGUUCAUUCAGCGAGUAUACUGAGGGUAGAUCUAGACUAGUGGGUAGUGACUGGGAGCCAUAGAGAGCCAAGUCAAGAAGAGGUCACAGUUGCUCUUUCACUCACUUCCUUGUUAAUAUUUGUUGUCCUUGUGAGAGGCUUAGGCUUUCACUUUGGGAAACAUAAAUUUUGCCAACUUGAUCUGAAUAGCCUACUGAAUUGAAACCAGAAAUGCAAAAGCCCUUGCCACCUUCGAUCACGUCUGCAGAACGUGGUGCUCUUCCAGGCACUACCAAGCCACUUGUUCCUGAGGAACAAGGAAGUGGAUACAUUGCUGACAAAUUGGUGAAAGCAGAGAAGAGGAUCCAAGCCUUUCCAUUUGACACAGAAGCAUGGAGCAUACUUAUAAGAGACGCUCAGAUCAGAAAGAUAGAAGAUGCCAGGGUCGUCUACGAGCGGCUGGUGGAGCAGUUCCCGAAUGCUGGCAAAUAUUGGAAGAUCUAUAUCGAACAUGAGUUGAAACUGAAGAACUUUGAACGAGUAGAAAAGCUUUUCCAGCGCUGCCUCAUCAAAGUGCUCAACAUUGACCUUUGGCGCUUAUACCUCAACUACAUCAAGGAGACCAAAGGGAUACUGCCCUCAUACAGAGAAAAAAUGGCUCAAGCAUAUGACUUCGCCCUCGAGAAGAUAGGGAUGGACAUCUUGUCGUACCAGAUUUGGGCCGAGUACAUCAGCUUUCUCAAAUCAGUAGAGGCAGUGGGAUCUUAUGCUGAGAACCAGAGAAUCACAGCAGUGAGAAAGGUGUACCAGAGAGGUGUCACAAACCCCAUGCUCAACAUUGAACUCUUGUGGAAGGACUACACAGCCUAUGAAAAUAGUAUCAAUAACCUGAUUGCCAAGAAGAUGAUUGACGACCGGAGCAGGGAAUACAUGAGUGCCCGCCGAGUGGCCAAGGAGUAUGAAGUGGCCACCCGUGGUCUGGACAAGAAUGCCCCCUCAGUUCCCCCACACAACUCUUACAAUGAACUCAAACAGGUGGAGUUGUGGAAAAGGUACAUUGCCUGGGAGAAGAAGAAUCCACUGAGGACAGAAGAUCAGAGUGUGAUUACAAAGAGAGUGAUGUUUGCCUACGAACAGUGUCUACUCUGUCUGGGUCACCACCCGGACAUUUGGAUUGAAGCAGCGUCAUACCUUGACCAGUCCAGCAAAAUCUUGAUGGAGAAAGGGGACCAGAAUGCUGGGAAACUGUUUGCUGAUGAAGCUGCUGCCAUUUAUGAAAGAGCCAUUAACUCCCUCAUGAAGAAAAAUAUGCUGAUUUACUUUGCAUAUGCAGAUUUUGAAGAGGGUCGUGUCAAAUUUGAGAAGGUUCAUCAAAUAUACAAGAAGUUCUUGGCAGUGGAAGACAUCAAACCCACAUUGGCAUUUAUCCAGUAUAUGAAGUUUGCACGGCGAGCUGAGGGAAUCAAGUCGGCAAGAAAUGUGUUCAAAGCUGCUCGGGAAGACACACGAUCGCAGUACCAUGUGUACGUCUCUGCGGCUCUCAUGGAGUACUACUGUAGUAAGGAGAAGAACAUUGCCCUCAAGAUAUUUGAGCUGGGUCUCAAAAGGUUUGGGGACAACCCAGAAUACGCUGCUUGUUACAUUGACUUCAUGUCACACCUCAAUGAGGACAACAACACAAGAGUUCUAUUUGAGAGGAUUCUAUCGUCAGAUCAACUGCUGCCUGAAAAGUCUACUGAUAUUUGGAGCAAGUUUUUGUCAUUUGAGUCUCAAGUUGGAGAUCUUGCGAGUAUCAUCAAGGUUGAAAAGAGAAGAACAUCCACAAUUGAAAAGAUCCAGGAGUUCAAUGAAAAGGAAACAGCACUACUCAUAGAUCGCUACAAGUUUCUGGGACUUCUACCGUGUGCUGACAAUGAGUUGAGAGCUAUCGGCUACUGGGACCUGGUCAAACAUCACCUAGUCCAGCUGCCGGCGACCAGUGCUAAGCAAGCUCUGCUGGCUACACAAGAUGAUGAGAGUGAGAAAGCCAAGAGGCCUCGCUACCCUCAGCCAGAUGUGGAGCAGAUGCUGCCCUUCAAGCCCAGGGCUGUUGUUCCUACAGCUGCUCACCCCGUCCCUGGUGGUGUGUUCCCCCCUCCACCAGCCGCGUCUGUCCUGCUGCAAGUGCUGCCUCCACCAGAGUGUUUCCGGGGUCCCAAUGUCAUCAUUGAUAAGAUGAUGGAAUUCAUGAUGCAAGUCAAACUGCCUGAACGCCCAGUUGGUGAAGAGAAUGGUAAAGAUGGAGAUUUCCGUCUUGAUGCUGGGACCAGGCUGUCUAUAGAAAUUGCAAGUGGUUCUCGAAAAAGGAAAGUGACUGAGACUGAGAGCGAUGAUGAGGACAUGGACUUGAAUUCAUCGGCACCAGUCAAUGAUAUCUACAGGGCAAGGCAGCAAAAAAAAGUUAUCAAAUAGACUAAACAUGUAUUUAUUUUAUAUAUUUUUUUUUUUUAAACAUAUUUCGGCUCAGUGUAGUGUGUAUGUUUCUCCCUCAAAGUCAAAGCUAUGGUGUGGUGGAGUGUGCAGAAAUCUCUGAAAGAUGAAUGCUGUGAACAUGACAUUUGCUUAUAUGAGUUGCAAAAUUGUACGUUGAAAUUGUAUUAUAUUGCGACUUACUUUGCUUGUUGAGUGCAAUUUCAGAGUGUCAAAAUGUACGAGUUCUUUGUGGGACAAUUGUUAAUUUGUGUUGUAAAUUCAAGUUGGAUUUUUUUUUUCAAUUUAGUGGAUGCCUGGCAGAGAGUUGUGUGUAACAAUAGAAGGGCAAGCUCAAAAGAUUAUGCGGUCAUAAAAUUUCUUCCAAACUGAUAGCCCUUCUGUGAAAAUCCCGCAAUACAUAUGCUUGAAUAGCAGUAAUGCUUUCAGUUCAGCCCAUUUUCAUUUUGCUUUCAGUCAGUCAGCUUUUCAACAUUACUAUUGUUUAUAGUGUCUGAAGGCAGAAGAUAUUUAUUUUUGGUUCUUAUACAUUUUCAUGACCUUGCCGCAUGUUUAACUGUUUUAAAACAGCAUAAUAUAAAAGAAGUGAUGGAACUCUACAACAAGAUCAUUGCUUACAACUUUAUAUAAAUGGUUGUGUGAUUGAUUAAAAAUUUUAAGAGUAGUCCUAGUACUUUGCAUUUGUCAUAAAAGUGCAGCGCUUUGGUGUAUGAUACAUCAAAGCAGUCCAGUUUAUAGAGUUAAAAUAUGGAACAAACCAGUUUUAAAAAGACUAAGGAAAACAGGUAUUUGUAAUAAUAAAAGGAAUGUGCAUAUUUACUUUUGGAAAAGACCAUAAUUAGUUGAGCAUCCUUUCACUGUAACAACAGAUAAAGUAAAAAUGUUUUGAUUUUAAUCUUGGGUAUUGUCCAGUUUUACCACCUGCCUCAUUGACAUGCUGACGUUCAUUAAAGAAUUACCAGAUUAUA